GCGAAGAUGCCUGACGGUGUGGCCAUAACCACACCGACAAAUUUCCCGUUUCCCGUCGCAGAAGCCGAUGCCCGCCCCUAGCUGCCGAUAUCGAGUCUGUCGAGCUGUCUCUGGUCCGCCUAGCUGCAGACGUCGGCAUCCGGGCCACCCUUGCUUGGGGCUUACGGCAUAGAAAACCGGUGCAGCCUCGCUCGACAGACGCCCCCUGGCGUGGGGGAGCUCCCUCCACACUCACCAUGGACGAUGAGAUUGACCCCCACAUCUUCUUUGGGCUCCAGAAGGAACACUAUGCGGACAAGCUCAGCUACGUGCCCAAAUCCGCUCUCAUAGUGGAGGUUUCAAAGUCCAGGACGGGUCCGCCUAGCGUUGUAGCCACCAAGAUGAAUCCCGACGAGCUGGAGGGAUGGCUCAACAAGCAAAUAAAGUCUGACCGGGAGGGCACAACAUCGCCAGGCCUCCGUUUGAUCCUCGGCAACGCCCGCGACCCAGAGCCCCCUGGCCCCUGGUCGAUGCCGCCGCCGGCCGAAGGGGGAGACACGACCUGGCCCGGAGACUACCGCGUCAUCACCAACACGUGGCCCAUCCCCUUCUCCCGCAGCCACUUUGACGUCAUGAUCGACCGCUUCUCGCUCCCGCAGUCCACGCGCUGGUUGUGCAAGACGUCGACGCGGCACCUGCAAACCUACCGGAUGCGCCCGUCGGCGCCCGGCUGCCCGAGCUACGGCCUCACCUUCCGGGUCUUCCAGGCCCUGCACGUGGCGCUCUCGCUCUCGCACGACGGCGCCACGGGCGUGACGACGGCGCUCAUGCUGGGCCAGUCGGGGCGGCAGUCCGAGUUCGUGCGGGCGCAGGUGGCGCGGCUGGCGCGGCUGGCGCACCACCCGGCGCUGCUGCCCGCGGUGCUGCUGGCCGCCAUGCGCUCGUCGACGGGCGGCUCGCUCGUCGAGGUCGCCCGUCUGUGCGGCCUCUGGGUGUCGUACACCGAGUGCACGAUCGACGAGGCCGAGCGUCUCAGGGAGUUUGUGGCCCGCCUGUCGCGCGACGUCGAGGGCGCGAGGGCGGCCGCUCUUGCCAAGGGCUAUGGGAGGCAGGAACAGGAUGCCGACGCCGCCGCGCUGAGCUACAGCAUGGCGGGCUCGGACCUGGACGAGGUCGGGUUCAUCAUCGACGAGAGGCUCGACUUCAUCAUCCACAAGGCGCGGUACACGCUCUCGACGGCCAGGUACGUGAGGGAGCGUAGCAUGGACUUUAUGCCGACGAUGGGCAACUACAUCGCCCAGGGCAUAUACGUCCGCAUGAGCAACCUGCGCAUCAGGGGCAUGAAGCAGCUCAGGGUCAUCUGCCUCACGCUCCUGGCAUUUCUGCCCGGGAUCCUGGUCACGACAUUCUUCUCCACCUCCUUCAUGGCCGACCUGCGUCCGCCGCACUGGGCCUUCUGGGCCGCAGCCGUCCCCUUUGUCGGCGGCGUGCUGGCUCUGUGGGGCACGUGGGACGCGUGGAAGCUGCCUUGGUGGAUGAAGCGGUCGCCCAAGCUCUACAGGCUCGAGGUGGCGCGGUGGAUGGGCGACUUCAAGCGCUGGGCCAGGCGCCGGAUCGGCCUAUCGGACGUGUCGUUGACGACGAGCAGCAGCAGCAGCACUUCGAUCGUGGACGACUGACGUCCUUUUUUUUUGUCGGUUGAGGCAACGGUUGUUGAGAGCCAGCGGGUAAAAAGUGACAAGCAUAUUAGUCGUUAAAAUCUGUCACAUCAUUUCAUCGUUGCUCUUUCGCCACAUGGACUAUGACGGCUCUCGGCUACAAACGGCUUCCC
Messenger RNA from Gaeumannomyces tritici R3-111a-1, 1810 nucleotides. RefSeq lists its product as hypothetical. The transcript is spliced from 8 exons. The record is from RefSeq and is a predicted model, not a curated record. NCBI's taxonomy places the organism in Eukaryota, Fungi, Ascomycota, Sordariomycetes, Magnaporthales, Magnaporthaceae. Bases 237 to 1658 code for a protein of 473 amino acids.